This is a messenger RNA of Rangifer tarandus platyrhynchus (Svalbard reindeer), 828 nucleotides long. The record is from the annotation of a GenBank genome assembly. NCBI's taxonomy places the organism in Eukaryota, Metazoa, Chordata, Mammalia, Artiodactyla, Cervidae.
AUGCUGGGGCACAUGGGGAAAGGAGGCCGCGGUCGAGGUCGGACCACAUACCUGGGGCUUCAAGCUGAGUUGAGGUGCGUCAGGGAGGCAAGAUGCACAGGUCUGGUGGCCACAGGGGGCGACAGUCAGGCGGUGCGGCAGGAGAGCGACGCCUCGCGGACACUGGCAGAGUGGAUGGCCCCCGGCCGGCGCAUUUCUCGGUCUUUCCUUUGGGGUUCACCGUCGGGGAAGGAGGGCUCAAAACUCGCUCAGGGGACCACGCGGUCCUGGACGCGGGAGAGAGGGGCGGUGGAGGGGGGGCGGGCUGGAUUCCCUAGCGGCUCCGCUACCGAAGGGCAUGAGCCGGGGGUCGGGGAGUGGCUAGGGGGUGCGUUGAGACCCCCACUGCGUUUUCGCCAGCCCCCGGCGUGCUCCCCCAGCAGCUCCCGCCGCUACCGGUUCUGCGCCCACCACCGCUCUGCCGGAGGCGGGGACAGGGGCUCAGGAGCCCGACCCGACUCACGCAGACCAGAAGUGGUGUGGAGUCCAACACCUUCAGACCCAACGACGCACGGGCUGCUCCGCGGCGGCUCAGCCACUCCCACCUGCACUAGCCGCGGGGAACAGCGAUUCCGCCGCCUGGCCCCCGGCCUCGCCGCGUACCUGAGCUCCAACCGAGACGCGCUCCUGGACUGCGGCCGCACGGUGACAUCAGAGCCCCGGGCUCUGGCUCCCGACCCCACCUCCGGGCUCCAGCCACCGCGGGGGAGGCGCCAAAUCCGACUCCCGGGGGCGGGAGCGCGGAGCGGCCGCGCUGCCCGGGCAGCCGACCGCCCCUUCCUAGUGUAG